UUCAGGUUGGAUGAAUACCCUGAAAGAACACCUCAAAACGCUACUUGGUUUCUUAAAACCAUUCUAAGGAAGAAUAUUAAGUCCAUUUUCUGCCACGACUGUUGAAACAGAGUAUCGCUUGUCAAAACGAAAGAUAAGUUCACAUCUGAAAAUGUUCUAUAUUAAUUGAACACGCUGGACAGACGGAUGUUGGAUGGAUUUGUAAAACUGCAUACUUACAAGAAGCUGGCAUAUAUGUUAUGUAUACAGGAGACGUAAUUCUUGUAAUUUGGAUACAUUACAUCAAUCAUCAUCAUAAAUCUGCCAGAUACUGAAAUAAACGGGAUUGCUCUAGUUAGCACAUACUAGUUCAUAAAAAGCUCAUCUCUUCACGUCAUUGUGCCCACCGCAGACUACUAUAUAUAGCCGUAACUGACUCUCAUCUCUUGUUGUUAGGCAAAUGGCGUCAUUAUCAUUCUAACUGUAAAUCUGUUGGAUUUUCGCUGCAUUUUAUACUUCGAUAUUCAUUCUGAAGAUAUUUUUCUGUUGCCCGACUAGCAUGUAAGUCGGUGAGAAAUCAGAACCGCAAGCACUCUUAAGUAGUUUUGUUUUUUUUAAGAAGACGUAUAACCCUACAACUCUUAAUACGAGAAAAAAUAAACUUGAUUGAUGAUCAUGUGCUCGAAAAUGAGCUGUCAGUGGGCACUACAGAACGUCUCAUUCCAUGAAAUGUGAUGCAUGGCAUAGCAUCCAUCAGCGUUGGCGCGGGAUAUAGUUAAUGUCGAUAUAAUCAACAUCGUAUUGAGACUCUCCCGAAUCUCUCGUAGUACAUUUUACCUGGUUCUUUGACAUCAAAGGAUAGGCGCUUGCAAGGUUGUUUCUUCUGCGAAUUUAUGCUUGUGAACGUUGUUUCAUCGGGGUUUAAGCAUUGGGUCUGUUACAUAAAAAAGGACCAGAAUUGAGGACGUUCGAGUCGUUUUUCAGCCGUAAAGAAGCACCCGGAAAACACAUGCAAGGAUAUAAAGCUCAUCGAUCACUUCAACUCAACGACUUCAGGCAAUUAUUAUUUCCUCAACUUGGAGAGUUAGCGAUAUCUAACCAUUGACGUCUUCGGAAAGCUGUCGAGGCCUUGUGUGUAAAUUAAGACUGAAACCAGAAAGGAAUUUAACAACGCAAGAUUUCGGAUUUUUGUUUGUUGUUUAAAUAGAAGACAGGUAGUACGAUGACUUUAAACGCGACGUACAAAAACGACCAAUUCUUGCUAGAUGGCAACAGAACACACAACUACGAAUUUCCCGAAACAACAGCUGCGGAUGUGUUAUGGAAAAUAAUGCCUCCAUUACUCAUCGUAAUGGGAACGUUCGGGAAUUGCUUAUCUUUAGCCGUGAUGACAAGAAAGUCAAUGAGGGCAACACCGAUCGGAAUCUACCUCGCCACGCUGUCCGUGGCCGAUCUAGUUGUGUUGUGGGUGGGGUUGAUGCGGCAUCUCCUCAGUUCCUUCGAUGUUGCAGAUAUCCGCGAGUUCAGCGUCUUUUCUUGCCAGAUGACCAAGUUUCUGACGUACUUCAGCAUGGACUUUGCGGCGUACAUCCUCGUCGCCGUGUCAGUUGAAAGGUACAUAGCGGUAUGCCAGCCGGAGAAAGCCAGCACCUUGUGCACAAUAAAGCGGUCUGUGGCGGUGCUUGCGAUCAUUGCCGUCUUAAUCGCCGCCAAAACGCUGCACGUGUUCUGGACACGCGGCAAUGAAUAUCAGCUGGUUGGAAACGAGACGGUUUUGGUCCGCGUUUGUGGAUAUCCCAAUGAAAGCUACAGGUUCUUUUGGAAGCACGUGCUUCCCUGGAUCAUAUUCUGUGUGUACGUCAUCGGACCGUUUGCCACCAUGUUGGUUCUUAACAUCUUAAUCAUAAACGGUUUAUAUAACCUAGAAAAGCGGCGGUUUCACAGGAACGGCAAUGCGCCCGACAAGUGGGGUUCCGAUUCACGAAGUUCUAAUGGGCUUUUAGGAUCCCAAAGCCAAUCUAAAAACGAAAGAGCCCGCCACGCCUACACCAAAUCACUGACCAUCAUGCUGUUGUCAGUGACCAUAGCGUUCCUUGUUCUGUCCAUCCCAGGAUUUAUAAACCGCCUUUUGCAGUCCUACUGGAAGCGGAAGAUUGGCGAUCCCCACGAGAAGGCCAAAUUUGAACUCACGCAAGCGGUAGUAUUGAUUCUGAACUACGCGAACCAUUCUAUAAACUUCUUUCUCUACUGUCUGACAGGAAGACGAUUCAGAGAGGAACUGAGAAACAUCAUUAGAGAAAUCUUUUCGUUUCUUAAAUGUUCGAAUUAAGUUGACAUAAAAGAUAACUGUUAGUAGGAGUUGGGAGAUUCCAUGCAAUUCUGUGUAGAAAAUUUGAUGUAAUGUCCGUUGCGGGUCGCCAAAAAUAUGACACUUUUCUGAAACAUACCAGCGUUAACAUCAGUAUUUUCUAUGAUCUUAUAGGGAUAACAACCGUUCGUAUGAGAUUCAUAUUUCACAGUAAAAAAAAAAUUAUAAAAUUAAAUAAAAAAAAUAAACUCCAUUUUAAAUACCAAAACUGCGGUUAUUGCAAUAUUCUGGAAACUGUGCUUGUCAUCAGACCACGUGGACCUUUGUAAGUGGCUAUACACGGUACCUCUGUAAUUAUCUCGUAAGAAAUUACUUCAUAAAGGCAAUUUCUUUUAAAAAACAUGGAAUAACUUUGAAUGUCGAAAUUGAUUGAUUAGACAUUGGUAAGUAUGGGGAAAUCAUCGUUUACCCCAGGGAAAUCCGUUUUUAUGUUAAAACGAACAGUUGUUAUCCCUUUAACGUUUGCUCAGAGAUGCACACUGAAGCGGACUCCAAACUGAUGGGACCUCGGGAACGGGGCCAACAUCAGGGGUGGGAAUCCGUUUACUUGAUUGCAUUCAGCAAGAUUACCCAAAGUGUUAGUGCACACUAGCUGGUUCUAAAGAUUCAUUGUGAAUUAACCCAAGUCGCUGGGUCAGUCACCAACUAAACAUUACUGAUCCCUACUGUUAUUUCUCUCUUUAUCCUUAAUAUAACAUAUACACUUAUUUAGCAUUGGACUCUAACCCAAGUGGCUUCCAAUCCAGGUGUAUUAUUAUAAUGGUCACUUUGAUCGAAUUAAUU
Lingula anatina is the source of this 3130-nucleotide messenger RNA. RefSeq names its product thyrotropin-releasing hormone receptor. Gene Ontology annotation, biological process: G protein-coupled receptor signaling pathway. The record is from RefSeq and is a predicted model, not a curated record. Gene Ontology annotation, molecular function: G protein-coupled receptor activity. Gene Ontology annotation, cellular component: plasma membrane. Lineage: Eukaryota; Metazoa; Brachiopoda; Lingulata; Lingulida; Lingulidae.